AUGCCGACGGAGUAUUUUACGGCGGAGGAGCUUGAGAGAUAUGCGACUGAAUACUGGCGUGAAGUGGAGGAAUCCGAUGGUUUCGAUUUCUCGAAUGGAAUGAUGGGUGGACUGAUGCGCUACCACUGUGAUUGUCGUUACCCUUAUCGUAUAUUGGUCGACCUUUAUGCUAAAGCGGGGCUUCAUCGUUACAAUAUGCUUAAGGGAACAAGCUUCCAGCUCGCUGAGAUGGUGAAAUUCAACAUGACACCAAAUCACGUGUGCUCUUUUUACAUUACUUUGCUUGCACACGAAGCAGCUGACAACACGUCGCAGAAAACCUUUCAGGUUCGAGUUGAUGAAGAAAAAUUUAGCCAAUUGAAUAUGACGUGCUCCAUUGCUAGACUUAAAGGCGAAGUGACCACCCACAAGCCAUGGAUGCCUCACUUUCAUUGUGGCGCAAAGGCAGAUGGUAUCUUCAAAGGUGAAAUUCCUGAUUGGCCAUUAGAUGAUGAUGCUUUCAAUGAUGGAAAACGAUUUUACGUGGUGGAGAAAUCAGAGUGGGAAGCCAAUGAUUGGAUUUCUAUGUAUUUGGAACUUGUAGUUUGUGCAAAUGAUAGGUCACUCACAAGUACGAUACAACGUACUGAUGUCAUGUCCAAGCUGGAGAUUGUGAAAGUGGCCAUAGAAACUGGUAUUGAAGACGUGGAGCCUCCGAAUGAGAGACUCAAGGCCAAGAGUGCACAUGUCUACAUAAUAUUCAAGGGCUUGGCAGAGGCUCGAGCCCUUCGUAGGGUUUUUGAGAUUGGUGAGCAUGUUGAACGGAAAGCUAUAGUUAGAAGAGUCAUCGAUGAUAAAGGAUACUUGACUCUCACGGGUAAGCUUUGUGGUGGUCAAUCUACCGAUACCCGGACUUGUAAAAAGCGACCUCGGAACUCUUAUGGGCUUUAG
Molecule: messenger RNA, 930 nt
Organism: Microthlaspi erraticum
Lineage: Eukaryota; Viridiplantae; Streptophyta; Magnoliopsida; Brassicales; Brassicaceae
Source: the annotation of a GenBank genome assembly